AUGUCUUUGAGUACUAGAUCAUCACCAACAUACAAUCCAUUCAUGAAUGCUAUAGGGCGCCUUUUAGUGGCGAUUUUGGCCCUUAAAUCCAUUCACAUCGUCAUCUUCUACCUUCUGCCUACCCAAUUCGAUAUCCUGCUGGCCAUACUCCUCAAGAAGUACGAAUCUGAAAAACACGUCCUUGCAACCGCCAUACACACGUCCAUUUCACCCAUAGACAGACUUAUAGAAAGGGUUGUUCGUUCAAUUCUAGAUAAUAUCGUCGAUAGAUUUGUCAUAUGGGAUACAGUCUACUUCGCUGACCAGUUUACCAAUGGUUUGACUUACGAGCAUCAGUAUGUCUUCUGCCCUCUAUGGUGGAGACUUAUAAAGUUGAUUCCAGUGAAUGGGAAGGCUGUGUUCUACCUGAACGUGAUUUGUGCUACGUUGCUUUCCAAUAUUUGUCAUUUUGGUGCAGCAGUGGUUCUAUAUUACUAUACAUAUAUUGUCUUCAGCCAGGCAAGACUCUUCCCUCCACAGAAGAUGGCAGAACUAGCAUCAUUAUUCUUUGUGCUUCUGCCAGGAGCAGCUUUCUUGACUGCUCCCUACUCUGAGAGUAUAGCUGCGCUUUUCAGCUUCACUUGUUUGGCAUUGAGGGAAAAGGCUCUAGAGUUCAGUAUGGGUGCAAAAUACAACACCACAUCAAGAAAAGUGCUCUACUUACUUAGUGGAGUGGCCGCUGCUCUCUCAUUCGGAUUCAGAGCUAACUGUCUUUUGCUUGGCUUAAUUUACAUAUACGACUUAUUUGGCAGAAAGACAGAGACGCCCUUACUUCCGUUGGCAGCAGGUCUGAUCUUAGGAUUGGCCUUUCUUGUGUCUAACAUAUACAACUACGUCGCCAUUUGUCUCUCAGGGGACCGAGGAGAAUGGUGCUCAAACAGAAUUCCUUCGCUUUUUGCAUACGCCCAAGGACACUAUUGGAACAUUGGCUUGUUCAAGUACUGGACGUUGAACAAUAUCCCCAACUUUAUAUUUGGAGCGCCUACCAUUGGCCUUUCGGCUUUCAGCAUUAAGUACUUUGCUAAAGAGUACCCUGUGAGCCGUAUACUACCUGUUUCCUUGGUUAAUGCUGCUUUCCUUACAGCUCUACUACUCUCCUGGCAUGUUCAGAUAGUAACCAGGAUACACACUUUCUUACCCAUGAUGUACUGGGUGGCAGCUGGCUUAUGGACUCACAACGAUUACCCUAUCCUUAAGAAGGUGGUUUUCGGCUACUUCAUAGUCUGGAACGUCGUCCAACCUGCCCUUUUUGCGGCAUUCCUUCCACCAGCCUAA
Molecule: messenger RNA, 1314 nt
Organism: Candidozyma haemuli
Lineage: Eukaryota; Fungi; Ascomycota; Pichiomycetes; Serinales; Metschnikowiaceae
Product: GPI-anchor transamidase
Exons: 1
Coding region: 1-1314 (437 amino acids)
Biological process (GO): GPI anchor biosynthetic process
Cellular component (GO): endoplasmic reticulum membrane; mannosyltransferase complex
Molecular function (GO): GPI mannosyltransferase activity; alpha-1,6-mannosyltransferase activity
Source: RefSeq, a predicted model, not a curated record